GCUGCAGGACAGCAGAUGGCACCGCUGCGCCGUUCCUGCGGAUUGUUCUUGGCACGGAGACGCGUCCACGUUGUUCACACUGUCUGCUUUCGCUCCAGUUCCCCUCUCCGUGUCCCACCCUCACUCUCUGCCUCUCCAGCGCACAGUGUACACCUAUCUGUCUCCCACAAGCAUCAGCAGCCUUUCCAUCAGUCUCCGCGCUACUACGGCGCAAAGGCCAUGGCACCUCUGCGCCCGGAACCUGCGGUCUGCUCCGCUGCGAACCUCUGCAUCUUCCUGCUGACCGCCCUGGCGGUGUGGACGGCGCUGCCCGGAGCCGUGCGUUGUGACAGCGGGACUAUAAGCCGGCGCGACGCGGAGGAUCGGGCGUUUGAUGCAGGCUCCGCGGCGAGUUCAUCCCGCUUCAAGAGAGCCGCGUCUCUGGAUAAACAGAUGUCUCUGCUCAGCAGCUCGUUUGUGCUUAAAGGAGAUGCGACGCACAACCAGGCGAUGGUCCACUGGACAGGAGAGAACAGCAGCGUCAUCCUGAUCCUGACCAAGUAUUACCAUGCUGACUCCACCAAGGUGCUGGAGAGUUCACUAUGGAGGUCCACUGAUUAUGGGACAACCUACACCAAACUCAACCUGAUACCGGGGACAACCGUUGUGGUGACAAGUUUCUACAUCUGUCCUACCAACAAGAAAAAGGUUGUCAUGGUUGGCUCGUCCAUAAAUGAACGAGAUCAGAUGCUAUUCAUCAGCACAGACGAAGGCUCUUCCUUCCAACGACAGGCAGUCGCCUUCACACCAGAGACGAUCAUCUUCCACCCAAAGGAAGAAGACAAACUGCUGGCAUACUGCAAGGACGGAAGGCUCUUUGCUUCCACCGAUCUGGGCCACAAAUGGACCUUGCUUCAAGAGAGGGUGACCAAGGACAAAAUCUUCUGGUCUGUAUCCGGUGUGGAUCUGGAUCCUGAUUUGGUGCACAUGGAAAUGCAAGAUUCAAGUGGAGGUUACCUUUACGUUACCUGUCUCAUCCAGAAUUGUUCAGACAAGAUGGUGACUGCCCAGUUUCUGGGGAAAAUUGAUCACAAUUCGCUGCUGGUGCAAGAUGACUACAUAUUUGUUAAGGUUACUACAGGAAAUCGAACCAAGCACUAUGUGUCCUAUCGGCGUAAUGAGUUCGUCCAGAUGAAGUUUCCCAAGUACGCACUUCCAAAGGAUGUUCAGAUAGUGAGCACAGACGAGAGCCAAGUUCUCCUUGCCCUCCAGGAGUGGUACCAGACCGACACCUAUAACUUGUACCAGUCAGACUCCCAAGGUGUUUACUACUCAAUGAUCCUGGAAAACGUUCGCAGCACCAAGCAGCCAGAGGAGAAUGUUCUCAUUGAUAUCCUAGAGGUGCGCGGUGUGAAGGGAGUUUUUCUGGCCAAUCAGAAAAUCGACGCAAAAGUGACGACUCUCAUAACUUAUAACAAAGGACGGACCUGGGAACUCUUGGCCCCGCCCACCACAGACAUGAACGGUAAACCAGUCAGCUGCAAAGUGCCGGACUGCCACCUCCACCUCCACCUACGCUGGGCAGACAACCCCUACGUAUCUGGUACCGUCCACACCAAAGACUCCGCUCCAGGUCUCAUUAUGGGUGCAGGAAACCUCGGCUCCAAACUGGUAGAGUAUAAGGAGGAGAUGUACAUCACAUCCGACUGUGGGAAGACAUGGAGACAGGUUUUUGAACAGGAACAUCACAUCCUGUAUCUGGACCAUGGUGGAGUCAUUGUUGCCAUCAAGGACACCUCUAUUCCCCUCAAGAUACUGAAGUUUAGCAUUGAUGAAGGGAGAACAUGGAACAUUCACAACUUUACCAGCACGUCUGUGUUUGUCGACGGACUUCUCAGUGAACCAGGAGAUGAGACCCUGGUUAUGACUGUUUUUGGCCACAUCAGCUACAGGUCUGAUUGGGAGCUGGUUAAAGUGGACUUCAGGCAGUCCUUCACACGUCAGUGCACCGAGUCAGAUUACGAGGCCUGGCAGCUCACAGACCUGCAGGGAGAAAGAUGCAUAAUGGGCCAGGAGAGGACUUUCAGACGAAGAAAGGAGAACUCCUUCUGCAUCAAAGGCAAAAGCUACACCUCUGCUCUCACUACGAAGCCCUGCCAGUGUACUGACAAAGACUUCAUCUGUGAUUACGGCUUCGAGCGAUCUUAUACAGAGGGUGACCGAUGUUUCCCUGACUUCUGGUAUGAUCCAGAAACACCCCCGGAAAACUGCCACCUUGGACAAAAUUACGAAUCUAGCACUGGCUACAGGAAGGUGAUAUCAAACACUUGUGAAGGAGGCCUUAACAAGCAGCAGAGUGCCAAACAGCACAGCUGCCCUCUGUUGCCUCCCAAAGGACUGAGGGUCGGCAUCAAAGGCCAGAUGCUGGCUGUGGCUUCUGGUGACGACGUCACAUUCAUUGUCCACCAGGAGCAGGGCGACACGAGCAGCACAAAGUACCAGGUGGACCUCGGGGACGGGGUUCGAACCAUUUACCAGAACCUGACAGUGACGGAUGAGCCCAUCCAGCACCGCUAUGAAAAACCUGGCAUUUACAAGGUUACGGUGAAGGCAGAAAACAUGGCGGGACAUGAGGAGACCACCAUGUACAUCCAUGUCACAGAGCCUCUGCAGGAAGUUCACCUGGAAGCUGUCCCCAUUGCCAGGAGAAACAAUGAGGUCAACCUGACAGCCAUAGUUCUUCCCACCAACGCCAACCUGACUGUCUUUUACUGGUGGCUUGGAGACAACUUGAAGCCUAAACUGACUCUGGAGAACAGCCUUUUGACCCGUUUCCCAGAGAGCGGAGAAUUUUCUGUCACCGUCCAAGCUUCCAAUGGCCGUUCCAUGGUGCAAGAUACAAAGAUUGUCAGAGUCUACGAUAACUUUCAAGUCAUCCCCCUGAGCUUCAGCAGGAACCUGGACCGUUUUAACCCGAACAUCCCAGAAUGGAGGGAAGACAUCGGCAAAGUGGUCACCAAGCUUCUCUCUAAGACCACAGGUGUACCUCAGGACGCCCUUGUUACUGUCGUGAACCCAGGCCUUCCAACUACUGCUGACCUGUAUGUCCUGCCACUGGACACCAAACAAGCCAAGGGCAGUGUGUUUGUUGAUAAGCGUAUUCCAGCUGUCAUGCAAGCUUUCAACGACAAGAAUAUCAGCUUCAUGGUCCGAGGAGGUCUGCGGGUGCUGGUGAUGUUAGCCGACCCAAAUGCAGGCUACCAUGGAGCAGCUGGAGGUCCAGGUGUUUGGGCACUAGCUGUGAUAUUCCUAAUAAGCGUCAUUGGCACUGGCUCAUUUAUUCUUUAUAAGUUUAAAAGUCCUUGGCUUAGGACUGAGGAUGCCUAUCCUCCACUGUUUUUUAGGAAGCUUCCUGGAAACCGCAACAUCUAUGCCCAGAUGCACAAUGAGAAGGAACAGGAGAUGACGAGCCCUGUCAACCACAGCGAGGAUACCCAGCACAUCAUCCAAGGGGAGGAGUUUAUCGAUGACGACCUGGACUCCCAGACUCUAGGUAACGCUGGAGGUAGUCCUGCCUUCCGUUCUCUUAUAAGGACUACCACUAACCACUGCUACUAAAACCCAAGCCACUAACUCCAGCAGCUCACAAACACCAAGGCAACCACUCAGGUGUUAUCCUGAGCAUCAACUCCAGAGAAUUACACGGCUACUUGAGCAGCUGAUGGCUGACAGGGCAAUGCUGACGGGCUAGCCCAGCCUAGCCGAGCCGGCUAACAAGCACAGGGACUCUGACUUCCUCCCGCUCUUUUUUCCCCAUUACCACCCACGAAACAUUACUUCUACCCAACGGCCUCUUCAGUUUUAUGUGACCAGUUUAAAUUUGUAUUGAACCUUCCAAUCCUCUCUUCUCCUCUGAGUUCAUAUCAACUUUAAAAAAGUACAUGUUUAAAAAUUCUGUAUUGAUGGCUUUUCAGUGCUUAAAAAUAUGCGUAAAUAGUUGUACACUCAACAUGCUCAAAAUCAGCUAGCACAACUCCAUUUGGCUUGAACUGGUAUUUCAGAUGGUUGAACAGUCGAGGCCAGUGGCGAUUAAAAUCACGUUGCACCUACAGUGCCUUGAAAAACUAAUGAUACCCCCUGAAUGUUUUAAUAUCUAAACAAGGUAAAGACACAGACUAAAAUGUAUUAG
Messenger RNA from Cyprinodon tularosa, 4168 nucleotides. RefSeq names its product sortilin-related VPS10 domain containing receptor 2 (gene sorcs2). The record is from RefSeq and is a predicted model, not a curated record. Gene Ontology annotation, molecular function: protein binding. NCBI's taxonomy places the organism in Eukaryota, Metazoa, Chordata, Actinopteri, Cyprinodontiformes, Cyprinodontidae. The coding region runs from base 16 to 3597 and encodes 1193 amino acids. The transcript has 27 exons. Gene Ontology annotation, cellular component: membrane.